AACUAACUAACCAUUCUCCUCCUUGUUCCUGCAGGGUUGGGCUCCGCGUGGGCCAAUACGCGUGAGGAGGUGGCCGACGUGCGCGAGGGGCAGGACGUGACCCUCAAGUGCCGCUUCAACAACCCGUCGCUGCUCCAGAGCGGCGGACAGAUCUACUGGAUGAGGCAGAGCAUCAAUGGCAAGCCCGACAACGUGGCCAUCGCCGACACGCCCUUCGCCCGGAACUACAAAGUGGACCUGGUGCCUGAGGAGGGGCGCUACGACCUGACCAUCAGCCGCGCCACCUACGAGCGGGACAAUGGCAUGUUCGAGUGUCGCUUCAAGGAGGCUGGCACGGGCUCGGACCUGCACACCACCACCGUCAACCUCACCGUGCUCAUCCCGCCCGGCAGCCCCAGAAUCGACCCUGAGACGCCCACCGCCACCGAGGGUCAGCCCAUCGACCUCGUCUGCUCCUCCCAAGGCGGCUCCCCCGACCCACAGAUCAUCUGGUACCGCUCGGGCUCAGAACAGAAGCUACAGAGCGUCCUGAAGCCCGGCGGCGGGAGGGACUUCGCCACCACCUCCGUGCUCACCAUCAACCCCGGCAAAGACGAUGACGGCGCCGAGUACCGCUGCGUCAUCUGGAACAGGGCGCUCACCGACUCGGAGAAGAUGGAGGCCUCCGUCACCCUCAGCGUCAACUACUACCCACGUAUCACCAUCGGGCCGGAGAACCCUCUGCGUGUGGAGCUGGACCACUCCGCCACCCUGACCUGCACUGCCGACGCCAAGCCGCCGGUGAGUAACGUGCGCUGGACCCGCGGCGGCCGCUUCAUCGGCACCGUCAGCAGCCACAUGAUUGAACGCGUCUCCCUCGACGACGCCGGCCGCUACGUCUGCCAAGCUGAUAACGGUCUCGGCCGCCUGCGUGAAGCUGAAGUGACUCUUGACGUGCUGUACGGGCCGCGCGUCUCAGUCAUCUCCAGCAAGGACGUGGACGAGGGCGAGGAUGUCAUCAUCUCUUGCAACGUGACCGCCAACCCUGCACCCGUCACCAUCGAGUGGCUGAAAGAAGGCGACGAUUCAUUUAGGCAGAAUGGCAUCGACAUCCUGAGGCUCAACCGAGUAUCCGCCGUCAACCAAGGGAACUACAUCUGCCGCGCCGUCAACAUUCUCAACCCCACCGGAGGCGAGCCCAGCGACCGCAUCGGCAAUGCCACCGUGGCUGUAAGAGUGCGCCAUGCCCCAGGGACAACCUACAUCCUGCCCAAGGAGCCGAUCGCCGUGCAGGACGAACCGGCAACACUGACCUGCGGCGCUGACCCUCCAGGCUGGCCCAUGCCGACCUACCGCUGGUGGAGGCGCGACUCAGAAUCCACUCUGACCCUGGGUGCCAACUACUCCAUCCCCCGGGCCUCCCUCAGCGAUGAAGGGACCUACUACUGCCAGCCCUCCAACCGCCUGGGGAAGGGCACACAUGCUUCCGUCACUGUCAAGGUCCACCAGCCGCCACUCAUCCUCGAGGACCUUCCUGAGACCGCCAUCUACCGCAUCGGCAAGACAGACCUGAGCCUCACGUGCAGAGCGCAGGGCAAGCCUCAGCCAUCCAUCCGCUGGCUCAAGGACGGAGAGGAGAUCAACCCUGCCGAUGGAUUGUAUGACAUCUUGGUUGAACAGUCGUCGGUCGGCCAGAAUGACAUGCACACCGUCCAGUCCACCCUGCAGUUCCGUGGCCCGCACAGGAUCAACGACAACCAGCUGCUGCCAACAGACCGAGGCACCUACCAGUGUGUGUUCAAGAAUGACGUCCGGGAAGUGUCCAGCUCACAACUCCUGCGUGUGGAACAUUCUCCCAUCACUGUCCACAAGCCAAACAAAGUAGCAUUUGACCUCCACGAAGAUGCCGAGCUGGAAUGUCGGAUGCAGGCAUACCCCGAGCCCAGGUUCCAGUGGUCCCUCGGCCCUAACUUCAUCGAGUCCGACGGCACGCACUACUCCGUCAACGACACCAUCUUGGACGACGACGUGUACGCCUCUGUGCUGACCAUCAAGGGCGUGACCGAGGCAGACUAUGGGAGCUACACCUGCAAGGGAACCAACAACCGUGGCGACCACAAGACCAUCAUCACCCUGCAGGAGAAGGGGCGGCCGGAGCACCCCACCAACCUGGAGGUCAUCAGCCAUGGCACCAGUUAUAUCGAGCUGGGCUGGGACGAGAGCUUCAACGGAGGUUUCCCGGACACGCUCUUCCAUGUGCAGGCUGAGACCAUGUCCGGGACGAUCACGAGCCACGAUUGCCAGUCCCAUAACCCCUGCGUCAUCCAGCCCCUCCCGCAGCAGACAGCGUUCACGCUCCGGGUCAAGGCCAGCAACAUGAUGGGGGAGAGCGAGUUCUCGGACCCACUGAAGGCCGUGACGCUCAUCGAUGUGGACACCAUUCCAGAGCCCGAGGAGGUGUUCUUUGAGCGGACGAGUCACAUGGUCAGCUUCCGGGUGCUGCCCACGGACUUGAUGCUACAGGCGCAGGUCGAGCUGAAGGAUUCCUCGGACAAGUGGACACCCCUGGAGGACAUGCUGCCCAUCAACACCGGCACCCACGACCACACCGAGCUGCACAUCGGGGACAAGGAGCCGGAGGAAGUCAGGAUACGCUUCUGCUCUGUCUUUGUGGAGAGCAGCUGUGGGAACUUCCGUGAAGGCCAGAUAGUGGACUACCUGCCGACCAUGCCGUCCCAGGCCAUGUCUAUGCAGUACAUGGUGGCCAUCAUCGUGGGCUGCGUGGUCUUUGUGGCGCUCGUGGGGCUCAUCUUCGUGUGCUGCUGCUGCUGCCGCCGCCGCAACAACAAGCUCAAGAACAAGACGGCGGACAUGGAAGUCUCCCACCGCAGCGUUGUGACCCAGCAGGCCCCACCACCACCCUACUACACUGUGGGGAUGGACAACAAGGGUCUGGACGGCUCCAUGGACACUGGCCUCGAUGACCCCUCCAAGACGGCCAUCUACAGCUCCCAACAGUACCACAACUACACCCAGAACGGACACAUCAACAAUGCACAGAACAACAAUGGGAUGAGCUACAUGGACAACAGCUACUCCAACUCCAACAACGGCGGCUCAGUGAACUCUCAGGACUCGCUGUGGCAGGUGAAGGGGCACGGUGACCCCCAGAUGACCGCCGCCCACAUGACCCCCCACAUGUCGCCCCAGGAAUCCCGCGGCUACCAGUACGACCCCAUGGUGCACGGCGGGUAUGGCAUCUCAGGCUAUGACGAUUACUCCCACUACCCCGCGGCCGGCUACCAGGGACACAGCAUGAUGGAGGACUACCCCGGCGCGCGCAACAACUACUCGGCCAACGGUGACCCCUACAAUGCCGUCCACAAGCAGAGGAAGAGAGUCGACCAUAUUGACGGAGACGUGAGUGGCAUGCCAGACCCCUACAUGGAGCACUACGAGCAGGGCGCUGCCGAGAUGAGCCCCGAGAACAAGCCUCAGAUCAGCUUCGACGAGUCCCUGGAGUCCGGCUACUCCACGCCCAACUCUCGCAACCGCCGUAUCAUCCGGGAGAUCAUCGUCUGAGGGGUGACACACAGGCCUAAAGAACUAUGCUAUUUUUUCCCUCAGGUGGCUUUAAACACCUGAAAUAUUAAUAAACAAGGAUGCUUUGAGCAGUAGAUUACAUGGUGGUGUGACACUCAUGUUGACCGCCACAUUGUGUAUAUCUAACUUGCCAACGGAUGUCAUGUUCUGUGUAAGGUGUUAACAUCACCCUAAAGAGUGUGUAUCCAAAGCAUGAUCCUUGUCCUCAUGCAUAACAGUGGCAUGAUGAGGGCUGCGCCGACGCCUUAAUUACAGUGGUGCAGCCGCUAAUUCCUGACAAAGACUGUGUCUGCUGCUUGCUUGCUUAUAACGAGACUCCUCAAGACUUGAGCGGUGGUUGUAGCGACGUGAAGUAUUGGGGAGGAUCUGCAACACCUCGAGGCUUGUUCCCUUUCCUUCUUCUCCUCUGCAAUCAAGAAAAGCCAGCGUUGAAACUUGGCUGAGAAAAGACAAGGUCUUGACCGCCCCUGCUCAUGUCUAGUCUGUAUCACUGAAGAUGACAAAGGAAGCGUUCUGCGUCUGUGGACAGUGGAGUGGAGGACAGACGAGGCUGUGGAGUCUGUGCUGGGUGUUGGAAAAUGUGAUAACAUCUGAAGUGCUAAGACUGGAACACAAUACAAUAAUCGUGCUUUGCUCAUACAAACUUUCUGUGUGCACGGUGAGGACCUCUGCGAUGAGCUUCAAAAAGUUCUGAGUACAAAGCACAAAGAGUGGUGAGCAUUGCGUUUGAAGCUCAAGUGUGGUCACAAGUGGUGUGCACCAGUCCCCACAAUGCUGUGCCGGGCAGGGCCGCCGAGGCCCUGGCCCGUGCAUAAUCUGUGAUACUGGCUGCCUUACUCCAAAACUUGAGUGCCGUGAAACACAGCGUGUCCCGAACAUUGGCUGCCAGCGUGAGGCGCAGCGAGCAACACGUGUCGUAACCUUCUGGGUGUGCCACUUGAAAGUGUUCAAACAUGGUCCAAGUUUUGAGUAACAACUGUCAUUGUGAUCUCAAGUGCAAAUGAGACUGUGUCUUGUUUAAUGUAAUUUAUAUAUAUACAUAUAUAAAGAUAUUAUGUAACACAUAUGUAAUUUAAAUGCAUGUACAGGUAAUGUUUAACAGAAGAGGUAAUUUGUAUGAUUGCUAACUUGUAUGAAUGGUUACCUCUUCAUUGUUAAGAAUUUGUUUUGUUUGCCAUAUUUAGAACUCACAAACUCUGCAAUAUCUUCUUCUUUUCUGAUUUCCAAAUUUACUAACUUUCCUUUGAUUCAGUAUUGAAAAAUGUUUAUUUGAUAACAAAUGGGCAUUGACCCCAUGUAUGUACUACCGUAAUGUUGGCCAUUUAAACAAGAGUGUACAAAUAGGCUACUAUACUUAGACUAUCUUGCUUAUUAAAACAUGUGGACCAUGUCGAUAAAGUAGACUUAAGUAAUAUGUUGACAUACACGCACAUUCCCUGCCACACACACACACUCUACCCAGAGAUCAACUAAAAUGAGACUUGCUCUAAUCGGGAGGGUACUUGCUGGCAAUGUUGAGUCCAGCUCGUGAUCAGGCUGUGGUGAAUUACACUGCCAUAAUAUAAUGAACAUGUAUUCACCAUGUUCUGGAGGCAGCAUCACCCCAGCAGGCCUUCAUAUUGACCCAUAUAAGUGCCUCGAGCCUCCACAUUUGACACAUUCUUAGUUGUGUCAAACAUUCACAAACAAAACCUUUUUCUACCCAUCCACAAACAUUCACAAAGGGACCAAGACACAAAACCUCUACCAAGGUUGCUAUGUCACCUCACAAACUAAAUUUCUAUUCAUCAUGUCCACCAGAUGGUCAACCAGCAAUCUUUACACUGUUACUGAUAAGGAAGCGUCAUGGUGCGCCACGUCACUGAGUGUCUUUGGAAGCUCUCCGCAAGUUUCUCAAGACAUUCGGUGGUGGGGUGCCAAAUACCUCUCAGCCCUGUGUCUUGUAUAGGUCUUGGGGGCUUUUGUAACUACUUAUGUAUGGGUGUUUGGGCUUGUCAUAAGUGUUGUAGAAGGUUAUUUUUUUCCCGUGUGUGUGUGUAUGGUUCACCCUCCUCACUAAUAACCCGACUAACUUCAUGCCCUGUCAUUGAAUUGUGUAUACAUGUAUGAUGAACUUUAUAAGAGACCUAAAAAACUCAAAUUUAUAAAUAAAGUUUCAUAAUUUUAA
Molecule: messenger RNA, 5749 nt
Organism: Eriocheir sinensis (Chinese mitten crab)
Lineage: Eukaryota; Metazoa; Arthropoda; Malacostraca; Decapoda; Varunidae
Gene: ed
Product: hemicentin-1-like
Exons: 9
Coding region: 160-3561 (1133 amino acids)
Biological process (GO): cell-cell adhesion
Cellular component (GO): cell-cell junction
Molecular function (GO): cell adhesion molecule binding
Source: RefSeq, a predicted model, not a curated record